AUGGUAAACACUGUGACUUACUACAAGAAUAGAAAAGAGUUAUUUUUGAAAAAGGAGAGUUCAAGCUUCUAUAUCGACAGUGCUGUUUUCAGUGACAGUGGCCAGUACUACUGUAUUGUUUUCAGCAUCUUUGGUCCACACCACUCCCAAACAGAAAAGAUUGAAGUUCAAGAGCUAUUUUCACCUCCUGUGCUGAAAGUCACCCCCUCACAACCCAUUGAGGGAGCCAUGGUAACACUGACCUGCAACACCAGGCUCCAUCCAGAGAAGUCAGACACUGAACUUCAAUUCUGCUUCUUCAGGAAAGGCCAGAGUCUGAAGCCAGGCUGGAGCAGGUCCCCAGAGCUGCAGAUUCCCACUAUAUGGAGCCAAGACUCAGGGUAUUAUUGGUGUGAAGCACAGACAGUGAAUCACAGGGUCAAAAAAGAGAGCAUCCCUUCUAAGAUUCGUGUGCAGAGGGUGCCCGUGGCUAACAUAAGCUUAAAGACUCAGCCCCCUGGAGGACAAGUGUUUGAAGGAGGGAAGCUGGCCCUUUUCUGUUCAGUGUCUGAGGGCACAGGAAACAUCACAUUCUCCUGGCACAGAGAGUCUACAGAGAUAAGUCUGGCAAAGAAGACUCAUGGUUCCUGGUCAGCAGAGUUGGAAAUCCUGCCUGUAAAGGAGAGUGAUGCCGGCAAAUAUUACUGUAGAGCUGACAACGGCCAUGGACCCGUCCAGACUGAGGUGAACAUCACAGUGAGAAUUCCAGUGUCUCGCCCUGUCCUCACCCUCAGGGUUCCUGGAGCCCAGGCUAUAGUGGGGAAUGUGGUAGAAUUUCACUGUGCUGUCCAAAGAGGUUCUCCCCCAAUUCUGUACCAGUUCUAUCAUGAGGAUGCCACCCUGGGGAACAACUGGGCAUCUUUAAAAGAGGAAGCAUCCUUCAACCUUUCUCUGACUGCAAAUCACUCUGGGAUGUACUUCUGUGAGGCCAGCAAUGGCCUGGAGGCUCAGCGCAGUCAAGUAGUGAUACUCAAUGUCACAGAACCUGAUGACUUUAGAAGAGACCCUGUCACAGCUAGACUUCUUGGAGGACUGUCUAGUAUGCUUGGUUUUGCUAUUAUUGCUCUACCAUUUUAUUGCUGGUACCACAAGAGAGCAGUCAAUUCACUUUAUCACUUAAGUUCUUCCAGCCCAAGACUUCAAGAGUUCACGUAUUCCCGUCCACCUUCAGCAAUGGAGGAGCCUAUGUAUAUCAACGGUGAGAUGUCCCACUCCAGCCCACUUACAGGAAUGGAAGAGUUGCAGCCAGUGUAUAUGAAUGGGGGAACUGAAAAUAUGGGUGUGGUUUAUUCCCUGCUAAGGAACAUUCAGCAGACAAAUGACUCAGCAAAUACAGGAAAGACAUUUCUGGGGACCAAGGAGUCCUCAGUUAUCUACUCUGAGGUGAAGAAGAAAAAACACUUUGAGGAAUCAGAGGAGAAGACCAAUAACAAGUAA
This is a messenger RNA of Elephantulus edwardii (Cape elephant shrew), 1476 nucleotides long. It is a transcript of the gene FCRL2, whose product is annotated as Fc receptor-like 2. Gene Ontology annotation, molecular function: transmembrane signaling receptor activity. Gene Ontology annotation, biological process: cell surface receptor signaling pathway. The record is from RefSeq and is a predicted model, not a curated record. NCBI's taxonomy places the organism in Eukaryota, Metazoa, Chordata, Mammalia, Macroscelidea, Macroscelididae.